Pterocles gutturalis (yellow-throated sandgrouse) is the source of this 379-nucleotide messenger RNA. Its product is annotated as glypican-6-like. Gene Ontology annotation, cellular component: cell surface; extracellular region; plasma membrane. The record is from RefSeq and is a predicted model, not a curated record. Gene Ontology annotation, biological process: regulation of signal transduction; regulation of protein localization to membrane; cell migration. The transcript is spliced from 2 exons. NCBI's taxonomy places the organism in Eukaryota, Metazoa, Chordata, Aves, Pterocliformes, Pteroclidae. The annotation marks the transcript as partial.
AUACUUGCCUGAGAUUAUGAAUGAUGGGUUGACCAACCAGAUCAACAAUCCAGAAGUAGAUGUGGACAUCACAAGGCCAGAUACUUUCAUUCGACAACAAAUCAUGGCCUUACGUGUCAUGACAAACAAACUGAAGAAUGCGUAUAAUGGAAAUGAUGUCAACUUCCAGGAUACAAGUGACGAAACCAGCGGCUCAGGCAGCGGAAGCGGCUGUACGGAUGACAUCUGUCCCACUGAGUUUGAUUUCAUCACCACCGAAGCACCACCAGUUGACUCCGACAGGAGGGAGGUGGAGGCAUCAGCCGCACAGCCUGGCUGGUCACUGCAGACAUUGCUCAUCGUGUUCAUCAGUCUCGUACUGCAGAGACAGUGGAGAUAA